Malaya genurostris is the source of this 1262-nucleotide messenger RNA. RefSeq names its product angiopoietin-related protein 2-like. The transcript is spliced from 4 exons. Lineage: Eukaryota; Metazoa; Arthropoda; Insecta; Diptera; Culicidae. Bases 34 to 1161 code for a protein of 375 amino acids. The record is from RefSeq and is a predicted model, not a curated record.
UCCAGUGGAUACAAGAACAACGCAAAGGAAAGUAUGAAACUGUUGGCCUUAGCUCUAUUCGCGGUCCUUCUUUUGUCCGGAAUCAGCUCCAGUCGAGCAGAUGACGUAGCUACGGAACAGUUGCUGGGUUUGCAAAGCAGUUUGAACCAAAUUUUCGUAGAAACCAGUGAACAACUUGAAGCUAUCUCUGCACAACUCUAUCAACUAACACAAACCUUGAACAGCCUGGAUGAAUCUGCUAGAAGUGAUACGCGAUCCUUACGGACCAUCGAAAGCAAUAGCGAUCUUCUGGUUCGGCAUGUUACAGAACUUACAACACAAACAGAUCACAUUGUUUUGAAUCAGCAAUACUGCGCUAACCAUGAGGCUUUGAAGAAUAUGUUUUUCGAGCUGCAGCCAAAAUGCGUUCCUCAUGGUGGUCAGCCUCCGUCCCUUGAGUUACCGACGAAUCAUCUCUACUAUUCCUGCAAGGAAGCCCCAAAACGCUCCGGAGUGUACAGAUUCGAAUACAACAAUAGCUGGCCAAUAGAUGGAACCACGACUACUCCUGCUUAUCCUUCUACUACGGAAUACUAUACCACUGCGUUCGAGGAUAACCGUCCAUUUAAUGCCUUCUGUGAGCAGAGCGAAUUUGGCGGCGGCUGGAUGGUCAUUCAGAAAAGGCAAGACGGAUCCGUCAAUUUCAAUCGAAGCAUUAGUGACUAUCGGAACGGAUUCGGAAAUGUCAGAGGAGAAUAUUGGCUCGGUUUGGAAAAGCUCAACCAGUUGACUCGGCGUAGCAAUUAUCAACUUUUAAUUUUGAUGGAGGAUUUCUAUAACCAAAAGUACCAUGCGUGGUACAACUAUUUCAAAGUUGACAGUAAAGCGGCUGGGUAUCGAUUAAGAAUUGGAAGUUUUUUGCAAGGUACCGGAGAUGCCCUCUCAGUUUACAACAAUGAAGUUUUUGUGACAUACGACAUGUCUCUUAGUUACGCCUAUUGUGCUAGGCAACGGGGAGGUGGAUUCUGGCACUAUGGUUGCUAUACAGAUACUAACAGGAAUAACUUGAAUGGUAUUUAUGGAUAUCGCAAUGAUGAAGAACAGGGGAUCUGGUGGGGUGGGCUUCCAAAAAUUCUCACCAGUCUAAAAAAAGUUCAAAUGCUGAUCAAACCAACCUCCUGAGUGCUCCAUGGUAAAUCGUGAAACGAUUGAAAGAUAGGCUAGCAAAAACAAACAAUGGUAAUUUCCGGCAAUGGAAAAAAAUAUUAAUCGUAUACUAUAGA